AUGAGCAAGGCAACGAGUGUUUACGCUGCCUUUGCAGCUCUGCUGGCUGCCGUUGAUGCCCGCAACUUACACCAGCCUAGAGCAACUGCUGCCUCUGGUUUCGACUUUGGUGGUUUCAGCCCCAAACCAACAAGCGCUCCCGAUUUCCCCUUCCAUCAAGCUCUUCAGCGCCGAGCAGGUUCAUCAUCCAGUCCUACCGUUGUCUAUGUUGCCCCUGAUGCCACCUGUGGUUUUAUUUCCGGUCUUCCGGGCGCGGGAUACACUUGUGGUGUUGGCGCAACUUGUGUUUUCUUCACCGCGUCUCAAUCGUCCCAAGCCCCAGGACGUGUUGCCUGCUGCAACUCAAACGAAUGUAAUGCCAGAAACGUCUGUAUCGAUUACAAUGGGUAUUUCAGCCAGAGCAAGUGCGAUAAUGGUUGUGCUGUUGAUACUUUCACUCUCAAAUGCACAAGCACAGAGGCUCCUUACUGCAAUACGAUUUCCUUCCCGGGAGACAUUAUGGACGUCUUCUGUAAUAAUGUGAACAUCACCGGCAUCCAGGCCGCAUUGACGACAUAUCGUGGCGAAUCCUCCAGGACGUUCCGCCCUCUCACGUUGACAGACAAUGAGGCUACUACUACCUCUGAUGAUUCCACUUCAACUAGUCCCACCCCUUCUUCUAGCCCAUCAGCUUCUGGCACCGGUGGCGGUAGUAACGGCGACGACAACAACGGAAGCAGCGGUGACAAUGACAAUGGUAGCAAAAACGGCGGCGGCUCCAAGAGCAACACUGGAGCUAUUGUUGGAGGAGUUGUCGGUGGUGUGGGUGGACUUGCUUUGAUCGGCCUUGCCGUCUUCUUCUUCCUCCGCCGUAGGAACUCAGCUGCCGCCGGACACGAGCCAGUGAGCCAGAACGCCCCUCCUCCUGUUGUUUAUCCCGCUCCCGGCAUGCAACAAAACCCCCAGGCCUACUAUGACCCCAAUGCCGCUGCUACGGGACAACAGCCAUAUCCGCCCAACCAGCAGUACGGACAGCAGGGAUUCUAUCCUCCCCACCCUUCGGUUUCACCCGACCAAUCUACGUCACCCACUGGAUCGCACAUUGAUCCUCGAUACAGCGUUGCUCCGUCAAGCACUAGCCCGGCUCCAUCUGGUGGCUACGUAGCUCCCGUGGCCGGAGGCUUCCAGCCCCACGAGAACGUGAUUCACGAGGCUCCGGCAGCUGGUUCAGACAACCAUCGUGGCGAAAUGCAUGAGCUCGCUUAG
Molecule: messenger RNA, 1245 nt
Organism: Trichoderma gamsii
Lineage: Eukaryota; Fungi; Ascomycota; Sordariomycetes; Hypocreales; Hypocreaceae
Exons: 2
Coding region: 1-1245 (414 amino acids)
Source: RefSeq, a predicted model, not a curated record